AACACGAAGCAAGAAUUACGGACCAGAGAGUUGGGAGGCAUGAAGUUCACCGACUCACCAGUGAUAGAGCUCCCGGUUCGAACCGCCGUCCUUUCCCUCCAACAGGACAACGGCUCCCUCCACGUCGGCACCUCCGUCUGGCCCUGUUCCCUGGUCCUCGUCAAAUUCGCCGAGCGCUGGGCCCCACCCAGCCCCGAUGCCCAAAACCCCUACGCCAACCUCCUCGACUUCCACGGCAAGCGAGUCGUGGAGCUCGGCGCCGGCUGCGGAGCCGCCGGCAUGGGUCUCUAUCUGCUCGGCUUGACCGACAUCGUCCUCACCGAUAUUCCCGCGGUCAUGCCGGCACUGAAGCACAACCUCAAGCGCAACAAGCCCGUCCUGGGGAAGAUGGUCAAGCACGCCAUCGUGCACUGGAACAAGGCAGCGGAUCAGGCCAAGUCUCUGAGCCCUCCAUACGACGUCGUCGUGGCGACGGACGUCGUUUACAUAGAGGAGACUGUGGGCCCGCUCGUGUCCACCAUGGAAGCGCUGGUGAAGGACGACGGCGUCGUUUUGCUCGGCUACCAGCUGAGGUCUCCGGAAGCACACCAACUGUUCUGGGAAAUGUGUGAGAGGGUUUUUGUGAUUGAGAAAGUUCCGCACCAGGAUUUGCACCCAGAUUAUGCGUACGAAGAGGCUGAUGUGUUUGUCUUGCGCAAGAAACAAAAAAGAGGGCCGACUCAGGAUGCUGCUCCUGACUCUGUGUGAGUGCAGGUUUUUGGUCUUAGAUUUUGGAAUUUCUUCUUUUGGUUUUUUUGUGUUAAAAGUUUGUCAAAGUUUGUGCUGUUUGUUCUGCUGCUUUAAUACUAAUAUAAUUUGUGUGUUUUUG
Molecule: messenger RNA, 868 nt
Organism: Prunus avium (sweet cherry)
Lineage: Eukaryota; Viridiplantae; Streptophyta; Magnoliopsida; Rosales; Rosaceae
Source: RefSeq, a predicted model, not a curated record